Phragmites australis (common reed) is the source of this 447-nucleotide messenger RNA. RefSeq lists its product as uncharacterized. The record is from RefSeq and is a predicted model, not a curated record. The transcript is spliced from 2 exons. The coding region runs from base 1 to 447 and encodes 148 amino acids. Lineage: Eukaryota; Viridiplantae; Streptophyta; Magnoliopsida; Poales; Poaceae.
AUGCCUCGCCACGCCACCCCUCCUCAUCUCCUUCCCCGCCGACCACCCUCUCCUCCUCUCCUCAACGUCAGCGCUCAUGGGCUUCCUCUCCAUCCCCUCCUCCUCUCCUUCAACGCCGACCACCUGCUCUGUGACCACCUCCUCGUCUCCACCUUCACCUCCUGCCUCGCCACGUCCAUCAUCUCCAAGGAGGAGGAGGAGGCCCCACCCCUCAUGGGUCUUGUCAACGUCAAUGCUCAACCGCACUACCCGCAACGCCAUGGAUGUAGACGGGGCAAGCCGUCGGUGGUGCCGGUGCCGGACGUGGUGGUUGACGAGCAAGCCCUGACGGAGCUCGGCGAGUGUUGUCAGGAGCUGGAGGAGGGGCAACGUGUGUGGGUGGCGCAUCGACAGGAGGCGGCAUGGUGGCUGAAGCGCGUGGAGCAGCAGCUGGAGAUGGAGCACUAG